UUAUGUCCCUUAUAUAUUCCUGUACUGGAGUUUAAAUUUGUCUGAAAAUCUACAAGAGAGACCAGGUCUCAGAGGAGUCCUGCAGGCUGAACUAAAUAUUGCUGAACUGCUGUCUUAUUCACAGCAACCAUGAGUAAGAAUGCUGAUGAUGAGCACUGGAUCAAGGAGAGGCUGGAGCAGUUGAGAUGCCACUUUACAUGGGCGUUGCUAAUUAAAGACACCGACAUGCCUGAUUUAGAAAACAGGAUCUUGGAGGAGAUUGAGUUCCUAGACACCAAAUACAAUGUGGGCAUUAACAACCUAUUGGCCUAUGUGAAACACCUGCAAGGCCACAAUGAAGCCGCCCUGGAGAGCUUGAAAAAGGCUGAAGAAUUAAUCCAGCAAGAUCAUGCCGACCAAUCUGAUUUGAGAAGUCUGGUUACCUGGGGCAACUAUGCCUGGGUGUAUUACCACAUGGGAAGACUGGCAGAAGCCCAGAUUUACCUGGACAAGGUGGAGAAUACUUGCAAGAGAGGUGUAAAUCCCUCCCACUAUAGGAUGGAGUGUCCUGAGAUGGACUGUGAGGAAGGAUGGGCCUUGCUGAAGUGUGGAGGACAGAAUUAUGAACGGGCCAAGGCCUGCUUUGAAAAGGCUCUGGAAGUGGACCCUGAAAACCCUGAAUUCAGCACUGGGUAUGCAAUUACUGUCUAUCGCCUGGAUGACUUCGCCAUAGAAACACAGAGAAAGGGGUAUUCUCUGCAGCCCCUAAGGCAGGCUAUCAAGCUAAAUCCGGAAGAUGUACAUAUUAAGGUCCUUCUUGCCCUGAAGCUUCAGGAUGCAGGACAAGAAGCUGAAGGAGAAAAGUACAUUGAAGAAGCACUGGCCAGCACAUCCUCCCAGACCUAUGUCUUUCGACAUGUGGGCAGAUUUUACCGAAGAAAAGGCUCUCUGGAUAAAGCUCUCCAGUUCUUCAAAAAGGCCUUGCAGGCAACACCUGCCUCUGUCUUCCUGCAUCACCAGAUAGGGCUUUGCUACAGGGCACAAGUGUUCCAAAUAAAGACAGCUAUAAGCAAGCAGCCUAGAAGGCAGGAUAGAGAAAAUAUCGACAGAAUUAUAACAUUAGCCAUAUCUCAUUUGGAAUUUGCUGUGGAACAAAAGCCCGCAUUUGCUAUUGCUUAUGUACACCUGGCGAGUAUGUAUAUAGAAGCAGGAGACUACAGAAAAGCCGAAGACGCUUAUCAAAAAGCAUUAUCCAUCAAACCACUGGAAGAAGUACACGAGCAAGAGAUACAUCAUCACUAUGGCCGAUUUCAGGAAUUUCAGAGGAAAUCUGAAAUCGAUGCGAUUACCCAGUAUUUAAAAGCAAUAAAAAUAGAAAAGGCGUCAUUUCCAAGGAAUAAAAGUAUCGAAUCUUUGGAGAAACUGGCUUCAAAGAAACUUCAAAGAGAUCCAUCAGAUGUGGAAAGCUUGAGCCUCCUUGGGUUCAUCCACAAAUUGAAAGGAGAAAUGAAUGAAGCCCUGGAGUACUACGAGAGGGCCCUGAGGCUGACUGGUGACUUCGAGAACUCUGAGAGAUGCGGUCCUUAGAAGCUAAAGUAGCAGUUAUGUUCACAUUCCAUUUGAUUUUAGGUUAAUAGGUAGUAAUCAUCUUUCCUGCUUGCUAUAUUCAGAAACAUAUUAUGUAAUUCACUGUAAUGAUGAAAUUUUUGAACGUUAAUUGUUUUCAGAAAAAUAGUGAAAUAAAUAUAUGUGUAUGAAACCA
Molecule: messenger RNA, 1741 nt
Organism: Loxodonta africana (African savanna elephant)
Lineage: Eukaryota; Metazoa; Chordata; Mammalia; Proboscidea; Elephantidae
Product: interferon-induced protein with tetratricopeptide repeats 1-like
Exons: 2
Coding region: 130-1566 (478 amino acids)
Biological process (GO): defense response to virus
Cellular component (GO): cytosol
Molecular function (GO): protein binding; RNA binding
Source: RefSeq, a predicted model, not a curated record